AAUCCCAGCUCGUAUACAGCUUUUAUACGAGCUAGUGCACUACGACCACGAACCCAUUAUUUAUUGCAGAUGAACGAAUUGGAAAAAAAUUUACUCGACAGUGAUGAAGCAGUUGUAGGUACUAACGAUGAGGCAACACAUUGCAAGAGUUCUGCUGUCCAUAAGGGAUAUUAUGAUGAUACUUUUAUACAAAGUUUUUGUAAAAGCACAAAAGCUAAACCUCCAGAAAUAAACAUGGGAUAUUAUAUUAGGGUAUAUGUAAUCAAAUGCAUGAUCGAAUAUUUUAUAAAACUUUUUGGACAAGAGGCACAAAUUAUCAGCUUGGGUGCAGGAUUUGAUACAACAUAUUGGAGAUUGAUGAAAAGUCAACUUAAAUUUAGAAAAUAUGUUGAGAUUGACUUGCCAUUAGUGGUUUAUAAAAAGGCUCAUAUUAUUAGCCAUAAUAUUAACUUACAACAAUAUUUAACAAAUAUAAUGGAUUGUAACAAAAUUACAUUAAACAAAAAAAAUACAAAUGUUUCUAAUAAUCCACAAGGAAAUUUAAAACCAUCUUAUCAGGCUCAUCAUAAAAGUUCAGUUACUUCUCAAGAUCAUGAAAUACAUUCAGAUAACUAUGAUCUUCUUAGUAUAAAUCUUAGAGACAUAAAUAUGGUGGAUAAAAAAUUUUUGGAAUUAAAUGAUCCUCUAAAUUCAAAUUUUAUUGACUUUAGUAAGCCAACCUUAUUUUUAGCUGAAUGUGUUUUGGUUUAUAUGGAAAAUUCAGAGGCAGAUUCAUUGUUGAAAUGGAUAGUUUCCAGAUUUAAAUCCACAAUUUGUUUUUUGAAUUAUGAACAAGUAAAUAUGGGUGAUAAUUUUGGUUUAAUAAUGCAGGAUAACUUGAAGAAUCGAGGUUGCUGUCUUUUAGGCGUUGAUCAAUGUUUAAAUGAAAGUUCUCAGAGAAAUCGCUUUUUAAAUGUGGGUUGGGAUUCUGUUCAAGUUGAUUCAAUAUUAAAAUUAUUUUAUUCGAUGCCAGACCUAGAAAAGCACAGGAUUUUAAAUCUCGAAUUUUUGGAUGAAAAAGAAUUGCUGUAUCAAUUGCUCGAUCAUUAUUGUUUAUGUUGGGCUUGUAAAAAUGUUUGUUACGAAAAUGUAGAGUCCAAAGAUAUUAACAAAAAGAUGCAAACCACUAUAUCUCAAGGAACUUCGUUUUAGAGUGCCCAAAAUUAUUCAUUAUUAUAAUCUAAUUAUAUAAUAUAAUCGAUUGAUUUAAAAAAAAUACUAUGUCAAUUAUUUUAUUAAUAAUAAUAUAACAUU
Gordionus sp. m RMFG-2023 is the source of this 1293-nucleotide messenger RNA. RefSeq names its product leucine carboxyl methyltransferase 1-like. Lineage: Eukaryota; Metazoa; Nematomorpha; Gordioida; Chordodea; Parachordodidae. The record is from RefSeq and is a predicted model, not a curated record. The transcript is spliced from 6 exons. Gene Ontology annotation, biological process: C-terminal protein methylation. The coding region runs from base 70 to 1191 and encodes 373 amino acids. Gene Ontology annotation, cellular component: cytosol. Gene Ontology annotation, molecular function: protein C-terminal leucine carboxyl O-methyltransferase activity.